GUAUCGGACCUUUAUUUUUCCUGCGUAAACCAAUGAUGCACGGGAAGCCUCUUUUGGUGGAGAUGUGGAGGGACAUUUAUGCACAGUCCUGAAUUUUUUCCCGCCUGCAGGAAGUGUUAGUAGCUGGCAAUUGGCCUAUGAGUGAGGACAUGUAGUGAGUGCUCGUCAGAUUCCAGUAAGUUGGAAAAUGACUGAACAACAUGAGCAUCAAUAUUGCAUCAAAUUUUGCCAAAAGUUUGGCAAUACCCAAGCGGAAACCAUUCACAAGAUUCAACAGGCUUUCGGGGAUGAUGCCAUGAGCAACACACAGAUAAAGGAAUGGUACAACCACUUCAAAGAUGGCCGCACAUCAGUGGACAGCAAACCAUGUUCAGGCAGACCCUCAAGCCGAAAUGAGAUUGUCAUUGAGCUAGUGCAGAUUUUGGUCAUGGUGGACCAUUGUAUCACAGUCAGAGAACUUGCGAACGAGACAGGAGUAAGCAUUGGAUCGGUACAUUCAAUUUUGACCGAGGAUUUGGGUAAGAAGAGAGUGUCCGUGAAAUUCGUUUCUGCUGAUUCAGACUUUUGUCUUCAAACACAACAUUCCUGUGGUUUGUCACACUUCGUACUCUCUCAACAUGGCUCCAUGUGACUUUUGGCUAUUUCCCAAGCUGAAAAUGCUGCUAAAAGGAACUCAAUUUGAGCCAAGAGAAAACAUCAUCAUCAUACAGAAUGCAAUGGACCAGCUGAUGACCAUUCCAAAAGAUGCGUUCCAACAGUGUUUCCAGCAAUGGCGGGAGCACUAGGAGAAGUGUAUACAUUACCAAGGAGACUACUUUGAAUGAGAUUAGGGUUUUGUUUCUCAAAAUCAAUAAAUGUAUUUUUGCUGAUCAAAGGUUUGAUACUUUUUGAACAGCCCUUGUAUAUCCUUAA
Centruroides sculpturatus (bark scorpion) is the source of this 912-nucleotide messenger RNA. RefSeq lists its product as uncharacterized. The coding region runs from base 188 to 631 and encodes 147 amino acids. NCBI's taxonomy places the organism in Eukaryota, Metazoa, Arthropoda, Arachnida, Scorpiones, Buthidae. The record is from RefSeq and is a predicted model, not a curated record. The transcript has a single exon.